AAGGCGCACAAAAUGUCCAACUUGCUGUAUUGGCGGUUAUCUCGACCCCUCUACACCUACUUAUCCGUUAGAUUUGUUUGUUAUCGUCCAUUGGCUCCAAUGAUCCGAUACUUUCAUGAAGAUAAGACUGAGGAGUUCAAAAAACGCCUGCGACAACGAAUGAAAAAGAAUGUUGAACUAAAAGACGAUGCUGCUAAGGCCAAGCAAAAAGCAACCACCCAUACUACCAUAGCAGAGUCCGCCAGCUUAUCGAAAGUGAACGAAACUAAGCCAUCGACCAGUAUUAAUAUAAAUGAGAACAGUCCAAACCUAUAUGGCGUUGAGUGCCCUAUUCAACCGAAUGUCGACUCUGACUGUUCAGCAGUUUCCAGCUCUUCGAUUUCAAAUCCAUCUCAAGAUAAGGAUAUCGAGUCGAGUGUGGAGACAUUUGAAAUCAGGGCGAAAGCAUUUGUUGAAUCAGCCAAACAUAAGGAAAAGGAAUCUGAACGCCCAACAGAUGAACAGCCUUCGAAAAAUAGUCCAAAAAAGAAGCCAAAGUUUUCUCCAAGUACUUCAACACCAAUUGAUUUGAAAAGUGCCGACUCACCCAAAAAGGAUUCGCAUGAUCCUAUGAAGGAAAAAAGUAAAAGUUUUCCCCUAUUUAGACCUGAAACAGAAAACGAAUCAUCUGGUUUAAAAAUAUCAGCAAAAGCUGAGAAAACAUUGGAGUCUCAAAAAGAUUUCAAAAGCUAUGGGUUGAACGAAUCAAUUAAAAUUGAACCUUUCAACUCAAGUCAAAGUGUUUCGCAUGAAUCAGUGGAGCAAAAGGGUGAAAGCUCUAACCUAUUUAACCUAUCUAGAACUCAAGUAAAUAAAGAAACGGACAUAACAUCAACAAAAGCUGAGAAAACUUUAGAAUCUUUAAAGGACUUUAGGAGCGAAGGCGGAAAAGAUUCAUUUAAAAUGAAAUCUCAAGUCCCAUGGGAGGGAAUGUUCGAUCACCAUACUGAUCGCUAUAUUUCUAAGACCAAGCUGCGAAAAGAAAGCAAUGAAAAGACUGUAGGUUCCAAAGGUGAGAGAUCCAAGCAUAUGUCUAUGGAUGGGCCAAAGGGGCAAAGCAUGAUUGAAGAAAAUAGAAUUGAACAAUUAUCUCAAGCAGAAGCGGAAGCGGAAGCGGAAGCGAAAGCCGAAGCGGAAGUCGAAGCGGAAGCCGAAACGGACGAAGAGAUGAAAGUAGAACCGAAAGCAGAAGCGAAAGCGAAAGCAGAAGCGGAAGCGAAACUGAAAGCUAAGGAGGAAGCAAAAGCUAAAGCGGAAGCGAAAGCUAUAGCGGAUGCCGAAGCAAGAGCUAAAGCGAAAGCUAAAGCGGAAGCGAAAGCUAUAGCGGAUGCAGAAGCAAGAGCUAAAGCGAAAGCUAAAGCGGAAGCGGAAGCUAAAGCGGAAGAGAAAGCUAAAGCGGAAGCGGAAGCUAAAGCUAAGGCGGAAGCGAAAGCUAGAGCAGAAGCGAAGGCUAGAGCGGAAGCGGAAGCAGAAGCUAAGGCUAAGGCGGAAGCAAAAGCGAAAGCAGAAGCUAAAGCGAAAGCGGAAGCUAAAGCUAAAGCGGACGCGAAAGCGAAACUGGAAGCAGAAUUGGUUGCCGCAGCAAAAGCAGAAGCCGAAGCAAGAGCAGAAGAAAAAGCUAAAGCGGAAGCGAUUGAGAAACUGAAAGCAGAAUCGGCGGCCGCAGCAAAAGCAGUUGCCGAAGCUAAAGCGGCUGUCAAAGCAAAAUUCAAAUUAGAAGCAAAAGCAGAUCGUGCUCAAAAAGAAAUUGAGUCUCAAGCUAGAGUGAAGGUGUUAAAUGAAACAAAAGCCAUACAAGGACAGAGUAAAAGCAAGUCUGAAGAAACUCAACAAGAAACGGGAAAUGCUCUGAGUUCUAAUAGCAAAAUUUUCAAUGUAAAGAAUACCACAAUCCAAAAGGAAACUAAACAAACACAACAAACAUCAACGGACACAAGUUUGGAUACCCAAGGCAAAACUGAAUCGACACAAUCUCAAACAAUUUUGGAUGCUGAAGGCAAUAAAAUAUUAGUAAAAGGCGCAGUAAACGAGCUGUUUAGAGGUGAGGCUGAAUCCUCAAAGAAUGUGCAGAAGCGAUCCACUUUUAAGGCGAGCAAAUGGAAUGCCAAACACCUUUUUAAAGAAAAAAAAUCGAAGAAUGAGAUGAAAUCUCCUAAAGUGGACAAAAGCUUUAAGCCUAUUUUCAAGCCUACUCAAAACAGGCUAGCGACGAAAUCAAUCAUAUUAAUCAAAUCUGUACUGGAUAAUUCCAAGAGCUCUAUUAAAAAUAAGGAAGGGUUAUCUAAAGCAAAAGUCUCUCAGGGCACAGCAAGUAACGAUGGCGUAUCGACCAAAUCUGAGAACGAAACUAAAUCUACUAAAGCUGAAAAGCCCCUCCUUAAGAAAAAAGCUUCUCAAGGCCAGCUGGGGAUAAAGUCAAGUACAUCGAUCAAAUCUAUAUGGAAUACAAAGGAUAAUGCACAGAGUUCACUUAAGGAUAAGCAAGCAUCAAGCUACGAUGGCGUACCAGCAAAAUCUGAGAAUGAAACUAAAACUAUUAAAGUUGAACAAAAUCUUAAGAAAGAGCUUGGUCAAGGUCCACUGAGCACGAUCUACAAGAGCAGCAUAAAAGCUAAAGAAGGGUUCACCAAAGAAGGAUCUCCUCAGAGUGCGUCAAGCAAAAAGAGCGCAACAACUAAAUCUGGUACCAGUGCUAACAUUGAAAAAUGGCUAUCAAGAGCUAAGCAACUAAAGGAUACCCAGGCAAGACGCUUUUGGAAGAAAAACAGUACAGUAGAUUUAUUUCGAGAAGCCUUCAAGCCAAAAGAUCCAUCUAUUCAACCUAACAAAGAAACGAAGACCGACAGCCCAAACAGUCACAAGAACCCUACAUCAUCUUCAUCGACAGUUAUCAAGGAUUCGUUUGAGUCGGUCGACCCCGACUCAUCUAAUUUAGAUAAUAAAAUCUCGGAUGAUACAAUCAAGGCUAAGCCAAUUGAUUUAGUUGCAUCAGGCAGUUCAGUUGUAAAUAGUGGACAAACUCAAUCAAAACACGUUUUUAGUCCAGAUAGUAUCAACGUAGAUUUUAAUGAAGGUGGGCUAAACUUAAAUCAGGCCGCUUCAUGUCAUCCAAAACCUGAAGCUAUAUAUUACGGAUUCAAAUCCCCUGAGGACAACAAAUCUUCUGAAAAAAUUGACAAUAAGAAAAACAACACCGUCGAAUCGCUUCUUCUAAGCAACGCCAAGAGCCCAUAUAAGCCAAAGCCAAAGACAUAUAAACCUCGUCCGAUCACAAUUGGGGACAUCAUCGCAAAACUUAGGCAAAGAACUAAAAGCGAAAAGAUUAAGGCAAAGAACAUUCAAAGUCUAACUGAAAGUGGCAAGUUUAGAGAAGAGUCCAAGCCUGGUAAAGGGAACCUUACCAAGUCAUCUCUAACUGGAACGCCAACCGACGAAUUCUCUAAAAAGCCAGUAAGUGAUAAUACGUGCGAUCAAUUAUUCUCCAAUUCGAUAACAAGUAAUACAAUUGCUAGUAAAAGAGCAAAUGAAACCCCUUUUGAAUCUAGUGAUAUUGAUCAGAGCUAUUUGUGGCCACCGUCGCAAUCGGUGGGAAAUUCGGAUAUAGGAAACACUAUAACAUCUUACCCAAAAACGCAGUGCGUUGCUUCUGACGAGAUCCAGAUUCACAGGAGUUCCACUAAUGCAGAUGUAACUAGUUUAGGAAAAUUUGUAAAUGUUGACCAAAAUGAUAUAUUAGACACAAGUAAAAUUGUAAAUAAGGAACCGACAAAGAUAACCAAUAUGUCAACGGAUGACUUCUCGCCAGAUAAGCUAUAUAAUUCUAAAACAGAAGGUGAAUAUCGUACCGCAGAUAUGUUUAGCGUUCAGGUGGAAGAGGAAUCAUUAAAUUUAAUGCCCGUCGACAAAACAAAGCUCGGUCCCAAAGUAAAAUCAGUGAAAAAGCUAGUAGAUGACAAAAAAGUACAAAAUGAGUCCGUACAAUCGAAACCAAAGCAAAAUUCAAAAGAUAAAGAUGAUGUUGCAGGUAUGUUAAAUAAUCGAGGAGAGAAGGGAUUGGAAAUGGAAAAGUCCAGAUCAGACAAGGAAACAGAAAGUCAAGUAGAGGAGAAAAUGGAAUUGUUUGAACAUGUGAAAGAUGAGAAAAAACAGAUAGAGCUGACUAGUCAACCAAAACGUAAACUGACGCUCACAGAAUAUCUAUUUCAGUUCCUUAAAGGUCAACGAAAUAGCAAAAACGAUCCUGGUCGUAGGAAUAUCACAACUUCGGCUGCUCAAUGCCAGGACACAGAUGCGGACGAUUAUCGUUUAAGUAAGCGUAUAAUGAAGAAAUAUAAUGUUAAGCCCAAAAAAUCAAUUAAAACAGAGACUUUCAUUUCGCCGGAUGUGAAGAAGCGUGGCAUGGGCUCCAACAUAAUCCGUAGGCAACGCAAAAGUACGGAAACCAAUCCAACAAAGCUUCCUCAUGAUAAUCGGCCCAACAUCGAACAGCCGACGAUACCAAAGGCCACCAGUAUUACUUCCGAUACUGAUUGGAAUGUGGCCCCAAACCCGAGACCCGAUGAAGUCUUAUUGGGCUCUAAAAAGUCUGAAAUAAAUAAAAACUUAGAUGAUCGCAGUGUUGAUACGACAAACAUGCCUGAUGGCUCUCCGCUCAAAUUCGAUGAUAAAAGUCCAAUUGAUAAAGAAGAUACAAAGAAGGAAACUAACAAUAUUGAAAUUAAAGGUGGAUCCAGAUACUGCUUAAUGAAAUUGAAAGCUGUUAAGGGCAUUGGAAUAGACAACGAAAGUGGCAAGCGAAGAUUCAGUGCCUUGGGUCGACAGCUGAGCCAGAACAUUGUUUUUGCUUUUUUCAGAACCGACAAAAAUGCUAAGGACCGGUCUUAAAUAAUACCUUGCAACAACUAAUGAAAAAAGUCAUUAAACAUACAAAAGAAACACAAAGACGAAGUCAAGCCUCUAAGCAAUAUAUAAU
This is a messenger RNA of Drosophila arizonae, 5011 nucleotides long. RefSeq lists its product as uncharacterized. NCBI's taxonomy places the organism in Eukaryota, Metazoa, Arthropoda, Insecta, Diptera, Drosophilidae. The record is from RefSeq and is a predicted model, not a curated record.